AUGACCGUCACAAGCACCGGCACAUUGACGGUCACGGCACCCUGCUGUCCACAGUGCGGCUUCGGUCUUUCGUUGCCGCCCUCCGAGGAGACGCAGACGGCCUUGCUCAAAGCGCAGCAGCAAAUCGCCGAUCUCGAAGCCCAAGUCCGUCUGCUCAACCAGAAAGCAUCGGCCGCCGUCGACCGCUGGGCCGACUACGAGGAUGAAGUCGCCAGACUGCGCGCUCAGCUCGAGUCGCAAUCGCGACAACAAGCAACCACGCCCCCGGUGAAACAGCAACAACCACAACAACAACCAACCUCCCUUCCUACCCCACCCAGCUCCUCAGCCGGCGCCGGCGGGCCCCUCCCGUCCCCUACGCGCGCCUCAUUCCUCCUCGCCUCAACAACCAGCGCGGCAACGCGCAUCUCGGCUUUGCUCUCCUCCCGCACCAGCAAAUCUACCCCGAACCUAAAACCCCUUCCCCCGGGAGGAGGCGGAACAGGACCGUCCAUAAAACAAGCACCCCCGCCACCACCACGAAGCCCGAUCCCCUCCGUCCCCUCAUCAGCAACCUACCCCCCAACAGUAACGGCAGAAGGCUCACUGUCACUCUCACCACCAGCAAGCCUUACCGGCUCCGGCUCCGGCUCCGGUUCCGGAUCCGGACAACUUAGCACUGAGGAUCUGCUACUAGAAGCGCUCACCCGAGAACAGGCGCUGCGGCGCGAGGCCGAGGGCCGGCUGAGCGCGACGAGCCGCGAGGUAGAGGAGCUGAGCGUGAGCCUUUUCGAGCAGGCCAACGAGAUGGUGGCGUCGGAGCGGCGGGCGCGGGCGAAGCUCGAGGAGCGCGUCGAGGUUUUGGAAAGGAGGGAGCUCGACAAGCGGCGCCGGCUGGAGAGGCUUGAGAGUGCGGUCGGUAGGAUCGAGAGGGUUAGGGGUUUGCUUCGGGAGGGUGGGGGGAAAUAA
This is a messenger RNA of Canariomyces notabilis, 948 nucleotides long. RefSeq lists its product as uncharacterized. Gene Ontology annotation, molecular function: guanyl-nucleotide exchange factor activity. The record is from RefSeq and is a predicted model, not a curated record. Gene Ontology annotation, cellular component: Golgi to plasma membrane transport vesicle; cell tip. NCBI's taxonomy places the organism in Eukaryota, Fungi, Ascomycota, Sordariomycetes, Sordariales, Chaetomiaceae. Gene Ontology annotation, biological process: exocytosis. Bases 1 to 948 code for a protein of 315 amino acids. The transcript has a single exon.